Molecule: messenger RNA, 2991 nt
Organism: Neocloeon triangulifer
Lineage: Eukaryota; Metazoa; Arthropoda; Insecta; Ephemeroptera; Baetidae
Product: RNA-binding protein RO60-like
Exons: 9
Coding region: 251-2149 (632 amino acids)
Cellular component (GO): ribonucleoprotein complex
Molecular function (GO): RNA binding
Source: RefSeq, a predicted model, not a curated record
AGAGAGCACGAGCACGUUCACACGUUGUUGUUGCGUUGUUGGGUUGUUGGUUUGGAGCAAGGAUCGAAGGAUCCUUCUUGGCAAGGAUCAACAAGAGGAUCAAGGAUCUUUCAUUUUUUAUAAUAAAAGAUCCUUGGAUUGGAGAAACGAGAAAAACCCUCGAGGGCCGUCGGACAAAAACAAGAAAUUGUUCUUCUCGCGGAGGCAACCGCGGAGGCUUCGUCGCCCUCAACAUCAAAGGAAAACAAAAAUGGAAGGAGCGAAGAAACGUGGUGUAGACGAGGACGAAAUGAAAGUUGAUCCAAAGGAGGGCAUUGCCGACAACGUGCUUGAGUUGCUAUCGGAGAGGCUGAAGAGCCUGGGCAUAACUGAACUGAGUGAAGUGCAAAAGGAGGCAAAGAAGUACCAUGUUCUCUACAUGAAUAGCGCCUUGCAGCCCAAAAUAAACAGGCUGCAACGCUUCCUGUACUACGGAGACGAGACACCCCUCUAUCAGCCAGGCUGUCGGCUGAAACCAGGCAGGUUGUCACAGCAAUAUGCUGCUGUGAUUCACGAAAUCCUCAGGGAAAAUGAGCCCUGCAUUAAAAACGGAGAACUUUCAAAACAGGAGGUUUCAUUUCUGCUAUUUAUUCAUUUGGUGGCACGUAAACUGGCGAAUGACUCAAAGCCAUUCAGGGAGUGUGCUAUCUUUGCACUUGUUCAGUGCAUUCAAUAUGAGCCAAUUUCAAAGUCGGCAGGAGACUACUUCAGAACUUUCGCUUAUAAGGUAGCCAAGGGGCAAUUCCGUAGCGAGGAGGACUUGUUUCUCUUUGUCAGCCUUGCUAGUAAGGAAAAACCCGAGCAAAGUGAGACUGGAAAAGAGCCACCUAAGAAGAAGCAAAGACGAGGCUUGAGCAGAGGCUUGAGGACGUUUAUUAUUAAAUGGUACCAGGAGCAAGAUCCCAUAAAAUUAUUAAAAAAUGUUGCCCACAAAGGUGGUCAUUUUGGAUGGAAGCACUGUGACUUGAUCAAAAUGGCCCACGUCAAGGCCCGCCACUCUGAAUCACCAUUGGCAGCUGUGCUCUGCUUUGCUCUCUUUGGCUUUGAGAAAACCAUCAAAGAGUACAGCUCGAAGCCAGCCUUCUCAGAGGUAAUUCAAGAACUGGAAAAGUUGAAGCUAGAGAGGGCGGCUACCCAAGAACCUCUGGCCGAGCUGGUCCGGAAACACAAACUUCGAGUUCUGGACGUGCCGUCAGAAAAACUCACCAUUGUUGUCUGGAAGGCGCUCAUAGAGAAAAUGUCUGCUAAAGAGCUGCUGCAAGUCAUGCCCAGACUUUGGCGUCUCCAAUUGAGCAAGGAAGUUUGGCCAGUGGCUGCAACUGUUUUUGAGAAGGAGUCUGCUGGUGGAGAAGUUCAACUUGCUGAGGUCUUUAUCACCCAAAGGAACUACUUGAAAGCUCUCUCAAACAACAACCAUGUAUUUGACUCUAAAUAUUGGCUGGAGAGAAAGAGCAAGAUAGGUGUGAAGCCUAAAGAGACCUCUCCAGUUAUCAUUGAAGCUCUUGCAAAACUGUUUGAUGCAUCAUUGAAGGCCAUCAAACCAAGUAGCAAGAAAAAUGUAGUGAUGGCAGUGGAUCUUCGUUCCGAAAAUUCCAAAUGCGCCCAAACUCAUUCCGUCAACUCUUGGGGAGCAGCCGCUCUGAUUGCUCUUUACCUCUCUAAGCGCUACACCAACUUCUAUCUGUUGGCUUUUGACGACCACAAGGAUAUUAUAAUGGGGUUGGCAACAAUCGAUGUGCUUAAGGAUGCCACUACUGUGGAAAAGAUUGCUGACGAAUUCAGAAAGGUGGACCCACAAAAGAACCCUAAGCUGGGUGCUCCGAUUGCUUGGGCUACUGAACAAAAAAGAGACGUAGAUGCCUUUGUGCUGGUCACUCCUUGUCUCAAAGACUGGGACUGGAAUCCUCCUCACGCAUCACCUUACACUGCAUUGAAUUCUUACCAGAAAGAAAUGAACCAUCCGAAAACCAGAUUCGCUUUGUGCUCUUUGUCCAACAUGGCCAUCAACGUCGCACAGCCUCCACGCUCUUUGCACAUGAUGGACUUUGCAGGCUUUGACGUUAACACAAUUCCAGUUCUGGAAUCAUUCAUCGAGGGAGAGAUAGAAUGAUUUUGAGCUAUGUCUCCAUUCACAGCAGUUCCUUUCAAAGUUUUUGAACGAAUUAUGAAGCCCCAUAGAUUUUUAUGCACUUACAACAUCUUUGUUCUAAAUGGUUUUUAGACAAACCAUGAUCCAAUUCGAAUUGUAUUUGUUGACAAUUGACUGCGCAUUUGAAAAAAAAGUUGCAGUUGUCAUUUUUGUAACAGAAAUUUGAACAGGUGCUAUGAUAUUUUGCAUGAUCAAAUAAUAUUGUUUUUGCCGAUUUAUAAUUAUAGACAAAGGUAACAUUAGAUUUUGCUUAAGCAUGUAGCUUUUAUUACAAUAUAAACUUAAAUUUAGUUUCAAAAUGUCAGAAAAGCAGGCUGUCAUGUCUGGAAAAUGUAUUAAACCAUUGAUUUGGUCAAUAUUGUUUUGCACUGUCAACUGUAAAUGUAAUAACAGCGCAAAGACUGAAAAGCAAAAAAAUUUUAGAAUUGAUAAUUGAAUUGCCAGUUGAUCAAAUUUUGUUAGAGUUGUUAAAAAAGAAUCUUUUUUCAAACCGUUAUACACUCCAAAAUCAUGUUUUUAGUUAUAGUUUACUUGCACUCUAGUGAAUAUUUUGAUAUAUAAUUAAGUAUAAUGCCCAUUAUAUUUUGCCAUCCCAAAUUCCAAUGUCAUUUUAUUUGAGAGAGACAUUUUUUAUUCUUUCUGUUGCUAAUUCAGUAGACCAACUUUAUUUGUCACGAAUUGCAUUUACACCUACAAAUCCUGUUGCUGGCCAGCAUUUCCCAUUGUUCUUCGGCGCAUGAUAAUAUUUUGUGAAGUGAAAUUUCAAUUUUCAAUAAAGCAGAAAUUUGACCACAUUCAGAAAA